Molecule: messenger RNA, 1312 nt
Organism: Salarias fasciatus (jewelled blenny)
Lineage: Eukaryota; Metazoa; Chordata; Actinopteri; Blenniiformes; Blenniidae
Product: gastrula zinc finger protein XlCGF8.2DB-like
Exons: 2
Coding region: 115-1224 (369 amino acids)
Biological process (GO): regulation of transcription by RNA polymerase II
Molecular function (GO): RNA polymerase II cis-regulatory region sequence-specific DNA binding; DNA-binding transcription factor activity
Source: RefSeq, a predicted model, not a curated record
GCGGGCCUCACCGUGCGGUCCUACAGUGCUCCGGUCCUGGUCCGGGUCCGGGUCCGGGUCCAGUCACUGCUCAGGAUUGGACCGGGUUCACGUGAGGGAAGCCCCGCAGACAGCAUGAAGAAGACGGAUCAGUUCCAGCCGCGGGACGUCGUUACAAACCAAACCUCCGUGUUACCUGCUGACGUCCAGCAGGUAUUGGUGGUUAAAGAGGAGAUUCCUUGGAGCCCCAGUGUGGAUCAGGAGGACCUGGAGCUGGGCCACAUAAAGGAGGAAUUGGAGGAGGAGGUCCCUGGCAGGCUCCCUUUCACUGUGGUUACUGUGAAGAGUGAAGACGACGAGGAGGAGGAAGAAGCAAACCUUCCAGGCAGCAGCUCCAGUAAACUGAAAAGAGGAGCAAAAGCUGGGACCAAUCCAGACGGCUCUGAGACUGAAGUCAGUCUGCAUGAUGGUGAGGAGGAGGAGGAGGAGGAAUGGCAGGAGCCUUCAUCAGAUCCUGGGCCUCACAGUAAGAACCAGCUGAAGCAGGGCGAAGUGGGAAUCAAACCCUUCAGCUGCCCACAAUGCCGCCGGCUUUACACCCACAAACGGUCGCUCAUCAAACACUUGAAGACUCAUUCGGAGAAAAGCGUGGCAAAGGAGAAAAAGUUCAAAGCAAACACGCAACAAGGGGAGAAAAUCUUCAGCUGUAAAGUUUGUGGACAAAGUUUUAACAGAGAGCCGCAUCUGAAGACACACAUGAGAGUUCACACAGGUGAGAAGCCCUUCACCUGCAGCGAGUGUGGGAAGAGCUUCAGCCAGCAGAGCAACCUCACCACACACACCAGAGUGCACACCGGGGAGAAGCCCUUCUCCUGCCACGUCUGUGGCAAGAGCUUCGGGGGCCCGGGGACCCUCAACCGACACAUGAAGGUCCACACGGGCGAGAAGCCCUUCGAGUGUGGCUUCUGCAGCAAGCGCUUCAACCUGAACACGCACCUGAAGAGACACCUGCUCGUCCACACGGGCGAGAAGCCGUUUGGCUGCCACGUGUGUGAGAAGAUCUUCACGCAGCAGGUGGACCUGAAGAGACACAUGAGGAUCCACACGGGCGAGAGGCCGUACGGCUGCGACGUCUGCGGGAAGAGGUUCAACAGCAAGUCCAACCUGAAGAGGCAUGCCGCUGUGCACGGCCCCGUGCACACGGAGCCCAGGCGCUUUGUUGUUGGAAUCAUCAUGAAGAGUUAAUGGUGCAAAUUGACUUGCACUGUUUUGUGUGGCUACACCUGUUGUCUUGUUUUUUUCUGCUGCAUACAUUAAAUGAUCUUAGACAGUC